Molecule: messenger RNA, 1923 nt
Organism: Rotaria sordida
Lineage: Eukaryota; Metazoa; Rotifera; Eurotatoria; Philodinida; Philodinidae
Source: the annotation of a GenBank genome assembly
AUGUAUAUUCAACCAACACCUUAUACACGUUCAUUAACAUCAACGAAUAUUGCUCAAACAAUGCAUACACCAUUAUCAACAACGUCAAAUAAUAAUACAAUACGUUUAUCACAAGAACAUCGUGCACGUCUUUAUCAAAUAGUAAAUGAAUUAACUGAUGAUCAAUUACGUUUAUUUCUUACAAAUCAUAUAAAUUCUUUAUCAAAUACAACAUUGAAUAAUCAAUUUCAACAUUAUUCACGUACACAAUUAAUACAACAAACAUAUAUUCUUAUUGAUAAUUAUUAUUCUGUUGAUCUUGAACAAACACUUUAUGCAAUGAGACAGAAACGUUUUCAACCUGAUUAUCAACAACAGCAACAAAUAUAUCGACAACAAACUCAACAGCAACAACAAACUUAUGCUACACCAUACAAUCCACAACCAUAUUAUUAUACUCAACAAACAAUACCAUAUAAUAUUCAACCGAAUUAUCGUCUUCCAACACCAUCAAAUGUUUCACAACAAUUAAGAUCAAUACGGCCUAAUCCUAAUCCUACUCAACCUACAAAUGCUCAUAAUCAACGUUCUCAAAAUUCUCGUUCUCAACAGCAACAACAACAGCAGCAAGCUCCGUAUGUUCCUUCUAUUUUAUCUCGUCAACAAUAUAUUCAACAACCACCAGCAUCUACAACAACAACAACAACGAAUGGUUUAUCAUCAUCAGCAUCAACAUCUGUUAUGCCUCGAUAUCAAAUUCCAAUUCUACCACCUCCACCAUCAAAUAUGACUCGACCAAUUCUUUCAACUUCAUCAUCAUCAUCAACAUUAAAUAUAACUCAUAAAACUUUACCAUUUUAUCGUCCAUUAACAUGUGUCUAUGAAUGUUAUCAUGUGUUUCGCUAUGAUACAUAUCGUAAACAAUAUUUUUCUCGAAAUGAUUUUAUUUUAUCACUUGAUGUAUGUAAUCAAUUAGCAUUAUCAUAUGAUUAUGAUUCUGAUCUUGAUAUACAUAAAACAACAAAAUGUUUGAUUAUGCGUCUUGUACGUAUUGAUCAACCACCUAUGUCAAAUGGUAAAUAUGAUGAUAAUCUUCCACCAAAUUUAGUUAUGCAUGUAAAUUCACAAAAUGUAACUAAUUUACCAACACCAAAACCAUGUACAAGACAACAAACUGAUUUAAUACGUAUUGGACGUGAAAUUGAUAUAACAUCAUAUUGUAUGUUUAAUCCCGUAUUAAAUAAUGAAUUAACAAUGACAUGGUCAUAUCGUCAAGAUAAUACAAAUUUACAUUUACAAUAUAUUAAUUCACAAUAUGCAUUACAUAUAUUUCUUGUACAACAUUUAACUAUCGAAGAUUUAUGUGAACAAAUUAAAAAUAAAACAUCAAAAUUUUAUCGUGAAGAUUUAGUUAAAUUAUUAGCUAAAGCAAUUGCAACUGAUCGUGAUCUUGGUUUAGAAGUUAGUGAUCAAAAAUUAAAAUUAAAAUGUCCUAUUGAUCAAAGACGAUUAAAAAUACCAAUACGAGCUAUAACUUGUCAACAUUUACAAUGUUUUGAUUUAAAAAAUUAUAUUGCUUUAAAUGAAAAAGCUGGUAAAUGGAUCUGUCCCGUAUGUAACAAAUCCGCUUUAUUUGAUGAUUUACAAAUUGAUUCUUAUACGGAAUCAAUAUUAAAUUCAAUGGAAAAUGAAAAUAUAACAGAAAUAAUAAUUGAUAGUAAUUUAAAUUGGACACCUGUAACAUCAUCAUCAUCAUCAUCUCUAAUUACUGAACAACAACAUCAACAACAACAACAACAAAUAACAUCAAAUAUUGAUGAUAUUAUAUUAGAUGAUGAUCAAAUUAAUGAAAGACAUCAAGAAAUUGAUUCAAAAUUCAAAAUUCAAUUAAUCCCAUCAUCAACAAAUGGAUCAGCUGAUGUGAUUCUUAUUGAUGAUGAUUAA